AUGCAUUGUUCCAGUAUACAUUACGCUGAUGAUGAAGAAAUAAUAGAAAUACUAGCUGAUGUAGCUGCUGAAUCUAGUUCAUCGGGGGACGAUUCUGAGGAAGAACAGGUAGAGCAUCCAAAAUUUGUCGGGUUUCUUCCGUUUUACAAAUUUUUACUGAAACAGUGUUAUAUUUCUAAAGCGAGGUGUAAUGAAAACGAUCAAAAUCACAGCCGUACAAUGUCUGGAAAGCCCAAAAUACCUGCAAAGACAAUGAUAUAUAUGUACAUAUGGUACCUAAGCAACACCAUAACCUACAGACAACUUGCUAAUUUGUUUGGUGUAACGAAAUCCACUACAUGGGCAAUUGUUCGUCGCGUUGUUGCGUGGAUCAUUUCAAUAGGAUACGAGUUUAUCAAGUGGCCAACUGGAGAAGCAGUGGAAGAUACCACGAGAAAGUUUUUGCAAAGAAAGAAAGUACCUGGUGUCAUUGGUGCAAUAGACUGCACACAUAUAACUAUUAACGCACCAAAAAAAGAUAAGCAUAUAUAUUUUGAUCGAAAACGAAAUUACAGCUUAGUUUUACAGGGAAUUGUCGAUGCCGAUAUGAAGUUCAUUGAUAUUUAUUGCGGCGAGCCUGGGUCCUACCAUGACUUCAGAGUACUUAAGAGGUCAGCGUUUUAUAGGAAAGCAGAAAAUAGUGUUGAAAAUUUGUUUCCAAACUCUACAUUUAUCCUUGGAGAUUCGGCAUACCCUUGCAAAAAUUACUUAAUUCCGGUAUUCAAAGAUUAUGGUUCACUAACAGAACAACAAAUCAGAUUCAACAAAAUUCAUUCGUCGGCAAGAAUUGUUGUAGAAAACGCGUUCGGCUUACUCAAAGGUCGUUUUCGCAGACUUCUUAAGUUUACAGAGCAUAAAGAUUUAUGCGAUGUAACACAUUUGGUGGCGAGCGCAUGUAUUAUGCAUAACAUAUGUAUAUUAAAAAACGACGACACCUUCAUCGUUGAAGCAAAUGAAAGUGUGGAAUUAGAACCAGUCUCUGUGAGCGAAAGUGACAUAAGUGGAGAUCGUCGUAAUGAGUUAUUUAUUCAGUUAUUAAGAGGAAAUGUUUGAGCUUAAGCUUGAGU
This is a messenger RNA of Rhagoletis pomonella (apple maggot), 1106 nucleotides long. RefSeq names its product protein ALP1-like. Bases 1 to 1092 code for a protein of 363 amino acids. NCBI's taxonomy places the organism in Eukaryota, Metazoa, Arthropoda, Insecta, Diptera, Tephritidae. The transcript is spliced from 3 exons. The record is from RefSeq and is a predicted model, not a curated record.